This is a messenger RNA of Pteropus alecto (black flying fox), 2172 nucleotides long. It is a transcript of the gene HES7, whose product is annotated as hes family bHLH transcription factor 7. The record is from RefSeq and is a predicted model, not a curated record. Gene Ontology annotation, cellular component: nucleus. The transcript is spliced from 5 exons. Gene Ontology annotation, molecular function: protein dimerization activity; DNA-binding transcription factor activity, RNA polymerase II-specific; RNA polymerase II cis-regulatory region sequence-specific DNA binding. Gene Ontology annotation, biological process: regulation of transcription by RNA polymerase II; regulation of neurogenesis; anterior/posterior pattern specification. Lineage: Eukaryota; Metazoa; Chordata; Mammalia; Chiroptera; Pteropodidae. The coding region runs from base 421 to 1188 and encodes 255 amino acids.
GGCUGGGAGGAUGGGCUAGGGAGGAUGUACGGACUUAAGGUCUCGAUCCAAAGCCUCCAACUCUGCGAUAGAGUAAAAAAGUUAAAAGUUAAAUACCUCGUGGAAACGUUAAAGAGCUCAGAUACUUCAAGAGACUCUUUUUGGGGGAAUAAAAACGAAGCGUGUUGCAUUGGCCGGGAAUCGAACCCGGGCCUCCCGCGUGGCAGGCGAGAAUUCUACCACUGAACCACCAAUGCAUGUGAUAAAUGGCGCCCGGUGACUCUACCAGAGCUUGUAAGAGGCUCAAGCCCCCACUGUCAAGCCGACUUUGUAGGCAAGAGGCCGGGCGAAGGAGUGGCCCCGAGUAGCUGAAGUGGGUGGAGCACCAAGGCAUCCUUCCUCUAUCUGGGAUCCGGCCAUCCGACCAUAAAGUCGCCCCAUAUGGCAAGGGGCGGCCCCACACCCGGGUGCGAACAGCCCGGGGCCCCCAAGCCUCGCGUGCAGGCAUUUUGUCCUGAAGUCUCCGAGUGUUCACGCAUCAUCCUGCAGAGAGGGUCAUGGUCUUGGUUUGAGAUGCUGAAACCGCUUGUGGAGAAGCGGCGUCGGGACCGCAUCAACCGCAGCCUGGAAGAGCUGAGGCUGCUGCUCCUGGAACGAACCCGUGACCAGAACCUCCGGAACCCGAAGUUGGAGAAGGCAGAGAUACUGGAGUUCGCCGUGGGCUACUUGAGGGAACGAAGCCGGGUGGAGCCCCCGGGGGUUCCCCGGUCCCCAGCCCAGGACGCCGAGGCGCUCGCCAGCUGCUACUUGUCCGGCUUUCGCGAGUGCCUGCUUCGCCUGGCGGCCUUCGCGCACGACGCCAGCCCGGCGGCCCGUGCCCAGCUCUUUUCCGCUCUGCACGGCUACCUGCGCCCCAAGCCGCCCCGGCCGGAACCGGUAGAUCCGAGGCCCCAAGCGUCGCGCCCACCGCUGGACCCCGCCGCCCCGCCGCCUGGCCCCGCGCUGCACCAGCGCCCCCCAGUGCAUCAGGGCACCCCUAGUCCUCGCUGCGCCUGGUCCCCGUCCCCUUGCUCUCCCCGCGUCGGGGAUUCCGGCGAGCCGGCGCCCCUCACCGGACUGCUGCCGCCGCCACCGCCGCCUCACAGACAAGACGGGGCUCCCAAGGCCCCGCCGCCCCCACCGCCCGCUUUCUGGAGACCUUGGCCCUAAGCUUUGGGGGGUGGGGGCGGGGGCUGGGGGUAGGGUAGAGACUCCAGCCUGAGGGCAGCAGAGGGACCCGGGCGUCAGGGCGAGGAGGUGUUGGGGAGGGCGGCGGGGCGCGCGGGCGCAGCGCGCGGGUGAGAUGUGGUCUAUAUUAGAGUAUCUAUAUAAAUAUAUAUUUCCCUGGUUCCUGUCCCUUUUCCCUGCCCCCAUUGCGUCUAGGAUUGUACCCUCUCUACCCCUGGCCUAGCGCCAGUCCUUUCUCGAGUCCCUAGUGCAUGGAAUAAAGUGGUUAUUAAAUCCCGGUGUGUCCCCGAGCCAGGGGCCUGCCUUUAUCUCGGCGUCCACGCCCAUUUUCCCUCCCCUUCUGUCUCCCGCCCCCCAGUCCUGCUCUCCAUGGCCCAAGCCUCGGGGCAGACAGGUAAGUAAAGAAGCAGCGGAGACUGAGGUUGGAACUGAAAACUGGUGGAAAACACAGAGAUAGGGUAGAGGGAGAAGGAAUGGGAGCCUGUAAGAAAAAGCCGGAUAAAAAGGAAAGGGCGGGGGGGAAAGUUUAAAUAAAACCGACUCUGGUGGGAUUCGAACCCACAACCUUUGAAUCGCUCUCUCGUCACUAGAAGUCCAAUGCGCUAUCCAUUGCGCCACAGAGCCACCUGGCGGGCGGAGGCAUCUGACGGCUUACGGGUACUAGCAUGGGAAAAAAGGGGUGGGAGAGGGGUGGAGAAGUGGGAAGGGGAGUGAGGGAAUUGGGCGGGCGUGCCAAGAGUGCGUGGUUUGGAUUUCAGAGGCCUGCCUCACAGAGGUAGUGGGCAGGUGAACCAGGUGGGAGUGCGGGCGCUCAUGGGUAUACGAAACAGGGAGAGAGUAACCGAAUAUGAGCGAAAGGGCGAGUACAGAGCUCCGGCUGCCCGUUUGGGAGAUGUUUCCAGCCCAGGUGCACCUUCCUCCCAAAUGUUGCCCCACCCAUCCAAAUAAACUCGUUCGUUGUAAAUU